Molecule: messenger RNA, 15084 nt
Organism: Peromyscus californicus insignis
Lineage: Eukaryota; Metazoa; Chordata; Mammalia; Rodentia; Cricetidae
Gene: Flrt2
Product: fibronectin leucine rich transmembrane protein 2
Exons: 2
Coding region: 1153-3135 (660 amino acids)
Molecular function (GO): protein binding
Source: RefSeq, a predicted model, not a curated record
GAGGGGCGCGCGAGCUGCAAAGCCGAUCCCGCGAAUUCAUUACAGUAAACAUCUCCCGGGGGUGUCAGGAGGGGUGGGGGUGGGGACCUCGGAGUCUACAUUAGCAGACCGGGUCCGAUCAAGGCAGCAGUGUGGCUGGAGCUGCCUCCAGACCCGCGCCCCGCAGACGCUGCACUUGGAGUGAGCCCCGCGCCCGCCCCCGCGCAGCCCGAGCUGCACGCCCUGCUGCGCGUGGUCCGCACAUUCGCUGCGACUGAGCGCCCGCCCAGUUCUCCCGCCGACUCGCGCGGUCCUCGGGCUCCCAGCAGUCCCGGACCCGGCCGGGACGCGCUCCACCGCCCUCCUAGAUCGCCCUACUUUUUUCGGGGUUCGAGGCGGAGAGGGGGAGACGGGAAGAGGAGAGGAGACCAGAGCUGUGGCGGCCGGAGCCUAGAUAAAGUGGCAUGCCCGACCCCUGGAGGCGGAGGUGGCAGAGGACCGGGGAAGACGAUGCCGCGGCUCCGUAGGGGACGUAGGCGACAGCGAGCAAGGCGAGCGGGGCGCUCGGGCGCCGGCAAGCUGCCGGGAGGCGCUCACCACUCUGAAGCUCUGGCCUCAGCUUCCUGGAGCUCCGACGCAGCCAGAGACAGAGCUGGGUUGCAGCAGCCGCCGCCGCCACCUGGAGGACCCAGCAAAAGUUUGGAUCUGGGGGAGGGCGCUGCGCUGAGCGGGAUUACCAGCAGGGCUGAAGGGAGACCUGGAAAACCUUAGCAGGUUGCAGACUCUGUUUAACCAAGAAGUUCCUAGGCUGCUCUAUACUGGCCCGACUUACUAUAGAAGAAGCAAGAUUUGCCUGCCUGGCUGGACUUCUGUUGACAGUACUUAUCACACGGCGUCACUCUUUGCUCAUGCGGCAAAUUCUCCCUGUGGAGUUGUUUUGCACAUGGAGGACCACUGCGUGAGGGGCAACCUAGGCAGAUCAGACUAAACACAUCAGAAGGAUUGUUUUACCAUCUGCCCUCAGGUCGUUUCCUCUCAACAGAAGUUCUAGACUUUGACAGAACCUGAUCCGGUCAUUUUGCUUUUGUUUUCUUGUUUUCACUGUUAUUUGUCGUUGCUUUUGAUUUUAUUUUCUCCCUUCAUCACAUUGUAUUUUAUUUCUGUCCUUCAGCAAUGGGCCUGCAGACUACAAAGUGGCCCAGCCACAGGGCUUUUUUUCUAAAAUUUUGGCUUAUGAUUUCCCUGGGGCUCUACUCACAAGUGUCAAAUCUCCUGGCCUGCCCUAGUGUAUGCCGCUGUGACAGGAACUUUGUCUACUGUAAUGAGCGAAGCUUGACCUCAGUGCCUCUUGGGAUCCCGGAGGGCGUAACCGUACUCUACCUCCACAACAACCAAAUUAAUAAUGCUGGAUUUCCUGCAGAGCUGCACAAUGUACAGUCAGUGCACACGGUCUACCUUUAUGGCAACCAACUGGAUGAAUUUCCCAUGAACCUUCCUAAGAACGUCAGAGUCCUCCACUUGCAGGAAAACAACAUUCAGACCAUCUCGCGGGCUGCUCUCGCCCAGCUUCUGAAGCUGGAAGAACUCCACCUAGACGACAACUCCAUAUCUACAGUGGGCGUAGAGGACGGAGCUUUCCGAGAGGCCAUUAGCCUCAAACUGUUGUUUUUAUCAAAGAAUCACCUGAGCAGCGUGCCUGUUGGGCUUCCUGUAGACUUGCAAGAGCUGAGAGUAGAUGAGAACCGAAUUGCCGUCAUAUCAGACAUGGCCUUUCAGAACCUCACAAGCUUGGAGCGUCUGAUUGUGGAUGGGAAUCUCCUGACCAACAAGGGCAUUGCUGAGGGCACCUUCAGCCAUCUCACCAAGCUCAAGGAAUUUUCCAUAGUCCGGAACUCGCUCUCCCACCCACCUCCGGAUCUCCCAGGUACGCAUCUGAUUAGGCUGUACUUGCAAGAUAACCAGAUAAACCACAUCCCAUUGACAGCCUUCUCAAACCUCCGUAAACUGGAACGGCUGGAUAUAUCUAACAAUCAGCUACGAAUGUUAACUCAAGGGGUCUUUGAUCACCUCUCCAACCUGAAACAGCUCACUGCUCGGAAUAACCCUUGGUUUUGUGACUGCAGUAUUAAAUGGGUCACAGAAUGGCUCAAAUAUAUCCCUUCUUCUCUUAAUGUGCGUGGUUUCAUGUGCCAAGGUCCUGAGCAAGUCCGGGGGAUGGCCGUCAGGGAGCUGAAUAUGAAUCUUUUGUCUUGUCCCACCACAACUCCUGGCCUACCUAUCUUCACUCCAGCUCCAAGUACAGUUGCUCCAACAACUCCGUCUCCUACUCUCUCUGUCCCAAGUCCCAGCAGAGGCUCUGUGCCUCCAGCUCCUACCCCAUCGAAACUUCCCACCAUCCCUGACUGGGAUGGCAGAGAAAGAGUGACCCCACCUAUUUCUGAAAGGAUCCAACUUUCCAUCCACUUUGUUAACGAUACUUCAAUUCAAGUCAGCUGGCUGUCUCUCUUUACUGUGAUGGCAUACAAACUGACAUGGGUCAAAAUGGGCCACAGUCUUGUAGGGGGCAUUGUUCAGGAACGAAUUGUCAGUGGCGAGAAGCAACACCUGAGUUUGGUUAAUUUAGAGCCCAGAUCCACCUAUCGGAUUUGUUUAGUGCCGCUGGAUGCGUUCAACUACCGCACUGUGGAAGAUACCAUCUGUUCGGAGGCCACUACGCAUGCCUCUUAUUUGAACAACGGCAGCAACACUGCUUCUAGCCAUGAGCAGACAACUUCCCACAGCAUGGGCUCCCCUUUUCUGCUGGCGGGCCUCAUCGGGGGUGCAGUGAUUUUUGUGCUCGUGGUUUUGCUCAGCGUGUUUUGCUGGCACAUGCACAAAAAGGGACGCUACACCUCCCAGAAGUGGAAAUACAACCGGGGCCGACGGAAAGAUGACUAUUGCGAGGCAGGCACCAAAAAGGACAACUCCAUCCUGGAGAUGACGGAAACCAGUUUUCAGAUUGUCUCCUUAAAUAACGACCAGCUCCUUAAAGGAGAUUUCAGACUGCAGCCCAUUUAUACCCCAAAUGGGGGCAUUAAUUACACAGACUGCCACAUCCCCAACAACAUGCGAUACUGCAACAGCAGUGUGCCAGAUCUGGAGCAUUGCCAUACGUAACAGCCAGAGGUCCAACGUGAGAAAGGUGGACAACCAAACUCUCAAGAACACACAUGUGUGUGCACAUAAAGACACGCAAAUUACAUUUGAUAAAUGUUACCCAGAUGCAUUUGUGCAUUUGAAUACUCUGUAAUUUAUACGGUGUACUAUAUAAUGGGAUUUAAAAAAAAAGUGCUAUCUUUUCUAUUUCAAGUUAAUUACAAACAGUUUUGUAACUCUUUGCUUUUUAAAAUUAAAAAAAAAAUGUUGCUGAAGUACUGUACUGGGUUGUACAAUGAGGACCCAAUGCCAAGGCAGAAGAAUGAGUGAUUCAUACUUAAGAUGCAUAUUAACCACUUUGCUGUUGAAGCUGUAGAGCUGAUAGUCAUAUAAAAGGAUAGAUUCAGAUGGGCUCAUCAGGGUAAGAGGAAUAGUUUGAGUAAAGAAAGAAUGGCCUAGUUAUUUCUAUGUUUUCUAUACCUCCUGGCCUGGAAGAAACGCUGUUUGAAAAAUCCAUAAUAUAAUAAUAGAGGUAGUUAUUCCAAUUUGACCCAGUACAAGAAAUAGAACAUCACAAGGAAGCCAGUUCCCAUGAGAUAAGUUAGGCCUACUUGACCAAAUCAAAGAAAGUGAGAGAUUUGAAAUGUCCUUAAAACCCCAGGGUUGGCUUUCUGACUGUGAACUUCAAAAUCACUCUUCAUGCUUCCCUGGCCUUAUGUGAUAACAGAGUUGGAAACCUGAGUCUGAUUCUAGUCAUCUUCAGGGACCAAUAUGAUCAGUUCUAGCAAGAAAAUUCCCCUUAAAACCGUCACUAUUCAAAUCACAUGUCAGGUUGAAUCAUAUCCAACAGAGUUAUAUUCUAGAAUAAUUUUUUUAGAAGAGGCUAAUAAAAAUAAUGGGAAGAAUUAUAUUGAAUGGAAUUAUUUUUGAUAAUGAAAAUUAUUUGGGUAGAUUCACUAAGGCUACAUCAACAUGGUGUUUAGACCAACAAAGAACAGUGUUUGGAAUAUAUUACAGUAAUGGUGUUUAUUUAAAGAGUACUAAUACCACUUAGAAAAAAAUCAAUGAUUCUCUUACACUGUGUCUGCUGGCUUUGCUAGUAUCAUGUUGAAAUAGCUUGAAUUAAUACGUAUAUCCCCUCUCAAAUUCUUGUCUUCCAAUCAUCUUGCAUAUAUAUAUUUUUGUGAUUAAGUUGUAUAUGCCACCUUUGUUUUCUCCCUCUGCUUGGUAUUUCAAAGAAAAUUAUGGACCCAAAUCUUGGUUGCACAAAAUAUCCCCAUGUGUUUCUACAUAUUACAAUCCGUAUUGACAUUCAUUGCCAAUGGUUCUGUGAAGACACCAAAACUGGCCAAAAUAAUGCGUAUUGUUAAAAAGCAAUACUAUGUUUCCAUUUUGAAUUAACUUCGGUCCUCUUCCACAUUCUGAAUUCCAUUUGUUCCUUUUAGAUUGUGGAUAUCCCUCUAAUUUUGUACUCAUAGGGUGAUAAUUAAUCUUAUGCUAAAAGACUACCAGUGAAAAUGAAUAAGCCAGAGAAAGCAAGGUUUCCCUAGUGAUGGCAGAGGAGGGCCAAAAGCAGAGGGUAUAGGAAAGAGAGGGAUGUCCAUUAUUGAUGCUAGAUAUUUUUUUUGAAGCAAGUCCACUUUCAUAAAAGAUGCAUAAUUUACUCUAAUUCUUGUCAUCCCUUAGGUGUAGAAGGGCUAUAGACCACAUACAUUGUCUAAAGAAAUUUACCCUUGGGGAAUUCUUUUCAAAGCCACAUUUAGGCAUUUCAUUCUGUGUUCCUUUACAACCAUCUAUCACUUUAGGGACUCAUGAAGUAAAUGUCACACUCUUCUUGCUUUCUCUUCAUCUCUAAGCAAAAUAAAACUGUGAUGUGUCUUCUUGUAAAAGUUUAGGUAUAAAAUGCUAUGCAAGCUUUUCUUUAUAGCGAGAGCUUUAUUUUCUUUAAUAAUAUACCCUGACUUAUAUGUUUUAAUCUCCCUCAUCCCUCAGAAUAAGCAGAAAAUAUAACUGCAGCGAUAAUGUUGUAGACACAAGCAUUGAAACUGUGCAGUCAGUAGAGCUGAACAUAGUUAUGAAUUAAUUUAAUUAAUUCUAAAGUGACUCGGGUUUCCUCUUUAGUCUAUUAGCUAGAGGGUGUGGGCUGUUGGUUUCUGUAAAAGUAGGUUCACACAGUGAAGGAAUAAGACCAUCUGGAAUGGUGAUCAGUGUAGCGUUACAUCAUCUAAAAUCAGGACAGUGACAUGGGGCUCUGUGUAUUAGCUGGCUGUUUCCUUUUCACUGUCCUCUUACAUCUCACUGUAGGUAAAGCUGUGUGUUGAAAAAUAUAAUGGUACUUUAAUUUUUGAGGAUUUUUAUUUUGUUAUAAACAAGAUAAUUAUUCUUAUCUGUUUAUAUUGUAUGUUAAACUCCCAGUGGGAUUUGGGACUGUGGAAAUGUCGUUUCUGUGUCCCAGGAGGAAGAGCAGAGAGGUUCCCACAAUAUUGUAUGGCAUCCACAACACUAUUGAAGAGUUGAAGUGGUACUGUAGAGGCCCAGUCAUGUAAAAUGGUUAAGAUGCUUUCAAACUUGCUCUGGUAGAAGAUGUUUCUGGACAAAAAGAAAAAAAAAUCUUUAUUUUGAUCUUAUGAGCAGCAUGACAAAGACAUCUACCAUGAAAAUCAGACUACCAUCUGUAGUAGUGUGCUUGAGGGACUCCUACAUCAGAGUUGAAAUCACAUCAUAUAAUCUGUACUAUCUUAUGAAACUUUAAAAAAACAGAUGAGCAGCAGUUCUUACUGGAUGACAUUUUGGCUGGCAUCUUUAAUCAGGAGACUGUCCUGCAGUUAUAUCUCCUCUGUGUUCGGUUCUCUCUCAGCCUCAUUAUUUAUUCUGAGGUGAUCAGUUAAGAGUCAAAGUUUAGUUGAUCUCAGAUAGUGUCACCCCCUGUCAGUAUAAUACCUCUACCUACACAGAGGACAUUGUAAAAAGAAAAAGAAAAGCAUGGUCACAGAGAUAUAUCAAUAGUUAAACAGAAGGUAGUCACCAAUACCUCCUUGCUUGUAGAGUUGCAUAUGACCCUAGGGAGACCCUGGGUUUCACUUAAACACUGUCACAUGCCUUAGCUAGGCGGUAUAACACUUGGAACAAUCAAAGGCAGACAUGAGAAGGGUGUUCCCUGUUUAUUUAUGAUGUAAGUGAAAAAAUCAUCGCUUGUGAGAAAUGAUGCCAUUUCCAGAUAUUUGUUGAUAUAAUAUUAGACAUUUUCUCUCAAGGGUAAAACAAAAAUUAUAAUGUAAUCUUUUGGAAAAAAUGUAUUAAUGGCAUAGCUAAUAUUACACCUCUGUUUCUUAAUAAUGGAGGUCAUAAUGAUCUUAGUUAUGCCGCACAGCCAGACCUUCCUUCUCCCCUGGAGAAAACGUAGCUCUUCACGUGAGGAGAGCAUCCAUUCCAAAUACAAGGCACCAUUGUUUUCUUCAGAGGCAGGUGCCACACUGGAUCAGCAAACUUCAGCUGCAGCAUCCUCUGCAGCUUUUGACAGUGAAGUGGUUAAUUUUCAUUGAUGUCUUUGUUUAUAGCAUUUAUCUCUGACUUAUCCAAAGGGAACAUUAGAUGUUGCUUUAGAACUUGAGGAUAACACAUAAACUCUUACCUGCUUUUCCAACUGAAUGGGGAAGCAAAAUAAGAGAGUGCCCAACAGCAAAAUGAUACACACACAAAAUAACAACUCUCAAUUCUUAAUCUUGUCCAACUUAGCUUCUUCUUCUUUUUUAAGUUAAAAUAAGAAAUGAUGGGAAGCUGUAUCUACACCCUUCUCCAGUUUCAUCAGCAGGAUUGAAGCAAUUGUUGGCAGUGGGGAUGCUUUUCACUGGUUGUGGGAAAAACAUUUUGUACACAGUAUGAUACUGUUUUAGCAAACCAGGUUGUUUUGUUAUAGUAUUUGGUUUUCUAGCUGCACAUCCACCAGAAGAGCACAAACCAAGGCCAUUGCAACAGGCAUUUUUAAAUUAAUAUAACAUGCAAUUCCAUGCAUACAUAUACAUGGGCUGUUUGUAAAGGUGUCUGUGGGAUGUGAGAUUUGUAACCAGUUAUGGCAAAAUGAGGCAUCACUGCUGUAAGGCCUCAUAGGAUAAUAUUUACUGAACGUUAACUUUGAUGAUCUGUUACUGUUUGAAUCCUUUGUUGACUUGAUUCUGGUUUGUGUUUAGUGUGUUUCUCUGACAAGGGACUGCAAGGGGCUGGAAGAUUCUGUGUCAUGCAUCCUCUGAGACCUACCAUGUUGCACACUUUGUUAACUACAAACUUCACUCUACACUAUACAGUACCUUGUUGAUAUAUUCAGUAAAGGCUUAUUUUAAAAGAAAACCCAUUGUGUUUAUCUGAGUAAACUCACUGUAAUGUAACCAGUACUUCUGCUGUAAUGCAAAUGAAAAAAAGAGAGAGAGAGAAAUUCUUAUACAACAAAGAUGACAAAAAUGAAGCAGGCUUUAAAGUGUCCAUACCCUCCUACUGUAAAAACAGCAUCUAUUUUUAAAGACAGUGGUCUUUUUGUGUAAGAGGAUAAUGUGGUAGUCAAAUGUUCCUUCCUUUGUCCUCACUGAAAUAUUUUCAGAAAAUGAUCUUAUAAACACACCACCACAGGAAGAAUAGCAUUCUGUGUUUGAGCAACACAAGCAGACACGUGUAACUAAUGUGUACAAAAUCACAGAAAUCUUUCUCUUUCACAAUAUACACUAUUGAUUUUUGAAUGUUACCUUUGAGAAUUCUUGUCCCUUUUACUUAAGUAUUGCUCACUGUUCGUCUGUACUUUUAGAUGGAUACUCAAGGUGGUGCAUCUACUCAUACAACUCAGAUUUGUUUCUAGAUUAGUCUUAAAGGAUUUUUCAGAGCCGCUCUCUCCUAACACUUGACUAUUUCACCACUGAUGUAUUUGACAUUGGAUGAAUGAAUCAGGAAAUAAAAUGAUGACCUUUCAGUUAACUAGCAUUACUAAUUAUAGGACUUCAACUGGGCAGUAAACUGUGAAAUCCAGGAUUAGAAGGAAAUUCAUAUUACUACAUUGAGAAGACUUUACAUAGAGUACUGUGAUUGCUAAUCUUCCCUUUUUUUGGAUAAGUUAUGGAGUUUACUGUAACUAGGCUCUCAACCAAUAAGAAUCAUUCAUUUAGUAGAAUUUAUUAAGGUCUUCAUUCACUUCCUGGGCUCUAGGGUGACUUUGGAGACUUUAGAAGAAUACAAUGAAAUCUUAGACAAACCACCUCUAUUUUCCAGCCCACUGGAAAUCUCAAUGUAUUUACUGCUAACCUACUUUUUACAAGAGUAUGUUACAUUUUACUCUGUUAAACUCAUAAAAGAAUGAUCUUGCUAUUUAGGAACUAAAAGAUCCCUUCCUAAAUACUUUUUCUAAGACAUUCUAAUGUAUUCUACACCAUUUUCCUAUAGUAACAGUAUACCCACAGUAAUAAAAGAGGUACAUCUACCAGUGAGGAAGUGAGAUGAUACAGUUUUCAUCAAGUGUCUUAAAAUGUUACAAAGUGAAAGCAUGUUGACAAAGUUCAGUUGGGGCUCAGUUGGAGUUAAGGUUUCAAAUUCACAAGAGAUUGAAAUGGUAUUUGCAAAUUAUACAUGCAACAUACUAAUGUUCUAUUAAGAACCAGAAAAGGAAUCAAUCAAAUUUAAUAAAUGUACCUGGGAAGUGUGAAGAAUACAUGGAGAUAAGUUUGCUCUUACUCUGUCUCUGCCCCUUUCCCUCCUUUCAUCCUCCCCCUCCCUCUUUCCCUCUCUCUUUCCUCUCUGCCUUCCCCAUUGUGUCUUUAAGAUAUCCAUGUAAGGUUCAUUCUCAGUAAUUUUUCAUAUUUUAUAACUAAGAAAAUCUCAGUGUUUGGUCCAUAAUUCCAAGUGUAGAUGGUAGAGUCAGAAUUUAGCUUCCAGCAGGACUACAUAGAAUCUUCACUAAUUGUCUAGCUUAAGGCUGACCUUCAUGAUAAAAUAGUAUUCAGUCUUUAAAGACAGAGCUAUUGCAGGCUUUCAUUGGAUACCAAUACUAACUCCUUUAUCUAGAUGGACACAUUGAUAUUUCCAGGCAAAGGUGGUUCUUAUUAUUUCAGUGAUUUAUAAACCUCAAUAAUGGGGUAAUCUUUCCUUAAUGAUACACAACACAGUCUUGGAUUCUGUUAAACUCAAUGGAUUGGCAGUAUCUGCCAUUAUUGCUUUAUCUUUAUUACCAUUCAUUGACUCUUUGCUGAAAGUUUGGGUACAGAAUAGCACAGUAUUCCUGGGAGUUAAUAUGCUGCAUCAGAAUCUCUUCCAGAAACUGCAAGUAUUUGACACAUGGCCUGGAUUCUCCCUGUUCUACACCCUUCAAGGGUUCACAUAUCUAUGUUUAAAUUUAACUCAUUUAAAUUUAAAUGGUAAUUUAGCUCAUUCCAGCAUUUGCAUGAGCUCUUCAAAUUUGUUUUGUUUUGUUUUGUUUUCUCUCUGUCCUCUGUCUUCAGCCUUCCCUAUGCACUUCAGGGAAACAGUCUCUAGAUAAUGCCUGAGUAGGACAUAGUCUUGGUUUAAAAAUCUGUUGCCUUCACUUGGGAAGUGGCAGUCAGAAGACAACUUGUUGAAGUCAGAUCUCUGUUUUCAACAUUUGGAUCCUGGGGAUCAAACUCAGUUUGUCAGGCUUGGCUGCAAAUGCUUUUACACAUUGAGUCAACUUUCCAGCCAUUGUCCUGUUAAUUUUUCAUAGAGUUGUUUCAUUAUACUCUAGACACCCUGGAAAUCUUGAACACAUUUUACCAAUUCUUUCAGCCUGUCCAUUGCUGAGUACAAUUCCAGGUCCCCAGGAGUCUUAAAGCAAAAAUGCCUUCUACAAAUAGAAGCUUGAAUCAUAUUGAGUAGCCUUGAUCAUACAGCUGAAAAUGUGCUUUAUGUAAAGAGGGAAAACGAUCAGAUCAUCCUCCAAAAAAAAAAAAAAAAAAUCUUUGACUACCCAUUCAUAUUCAUUUUACAAGAAAAAGUGGUGGCCAUAUAUUUGAUUUGAAAUUUUUUAAAGAAUUGUGUUAUGCCUCAAGGGUGUGCUAAGUGAGUAAAUCACAUGAAUUGAAGAACUUCGUUUUAUGUUACAGGCAAAUUCAAAAUUCUGAGCUAGUUUUGGGGACUAACAGCAUAUAAAAGAAUAUCUUUUAAAAUUAUCUUGCAAUAAAGUGGCACAAUCAUGAAAAGUCCACAAAGCACCAGUCCACAUUAAGUCAAACAAUCUGACAGUUUGGGUGUUAAAAUCAAUUUUCCACAUUUGAAAAGCAUAGGUAGAUGUAACUUUCAUUUCUAGCAGUAAAAUCAGAACAGACCAUUGUUAUUCAUUGUCACAGCUCAGAUGAAAACACACAAAGAUCACUCAUAGGGUCACAUUAUAUUGUCUUAUUUUCAGCUAUGGGGAAUCUAUAAUCCUUUCUAGAAAUAAUUUCUCCCUAUGGAAAAAUACGGUGGUAUUUAAAAAGUCAGACUUGAAAUUAGUCUGAUUAAUUUGACAUAGUUGACCCGACUAUUAGCCAGCCAACUAAUGGAAGCAAUAACUUGCAUUUGAAGUUACCUGUUUUCUUUUGUGUCAGUGGGGAUCAUGAUAUUUCAUACAAGGGUCAACCUGUUGAGCAGUUGGCACAGUAUAUGCUUCUGAGGAAACACCAAGUGAAUGACAUUCAGUCCUAUGUUUUGUGUUUUUUUGUUUAUUUCCUCAAUAUAAAGUGGCCUAUAUUCAUUCUUCUGUGAUGAAAAUUCAACAUUAGAAUAAUUAACAAAAUUCUAUGUAGAUAUGAUCUAUUUAAAGGUAGUUGCCUUCCAAAUCCAAUUUAAUUAUGCGCAACUAUGAGUAUCACAGUCAGACAGUUUUCCAUUGUCCUAAUAUUUUUUGUGAUUGUUCUUGUUUUGAAAGAGCUGGAGGAAGUGAGUUGACGCAUAACAGCAUACAGAAAUAGUGGGCUCUUUCUUUCUUGGUGAGGAGGACCAGUGAACAACUGUUGAGUGCAAUGAGUAUACACUGCUUUGUGAAUGUAGCCCAUUUCCUCCAUCAUGCAGGAUGCAAAUAAGUGUGGUUAUUGUGGAAAGUAAAAGAUAUGUAAACAUGUAUCCCUGAGAUUGAGCAUUCAGAAGUUACUAGAGAAGAGAAAAAAAAAAACAUGAUUUAAAAUGCAUUUGUCUUAAAAUCUGUAGGUUUAGUUUUUAUUUUCUAUGUUCAAGAUCAAAACUAAGGCCUUAUAUUAAGCUGUAUUCUGAAUUCCAAAAAAAUAUAUAUAUAUUUUUUUUAAAUGGUUUGAUGGUGGUAUAAGCCACAAUGCCAGCACCAUAACUUGUAAACCCACCCUGGAUUGCAAUGGCCAGGCAGGCAGCAACCCAAAGAGAGAACAUUUCUAUGGCUCUUCAAAGCAGGUGCAAUUUUUUUUUAACCACUUGCCUGUUACUUUUUGAAUCAAUGAGAUUCUUAAUUUUAUAUUCUGGUAGUAAUUUAUAGUCACAUAUCUGCUUUACUAUUUUUUAAAAUAUUUUAUUUUUUUUAUUUGUAUGUUGUUUUUGUCUUGAAUGCAUGUCUAUACACCAUGUACAUGCCUUGUGCCCAUGGACCAGAAGAGGCCUUUGGAUUUCAUGGGACUGUAGAUGCCGACAGUUGUGAACUGCCACAUGGGUGCUAGGAAUCCAAUACUUAUCCUCUGGAACCACUGAGCCAUCUCUACAUAACAUGUCAUGUUGUUUUUGUAUUUUUUUUCUGAACAUACUUUUUGACAAUGAAAGUAAAUAGCAUCAAAUCAGCUUUAUCACAGUGGUUUGCCUCAGCAUUCCUUUCCUCCAUGUUUUCUAUCUUUUCUUCUUCCAAAAAUGGAGGAAACCAGACAUUUCUUUCUUACAUCGAAAUAUAUUUUUCUGCCCAAACCUAAUUUUAUUGCACAAUUGAUUUCAAUAAAAUUAUUUGCCAGCUGUCCAAGGAAACAGCAUUAUGUGAUGUGAUAGAACCAAUCUCUAUUCUCUUUGGACAAGUGUUGCUUGGCUGGCCCUCAAUUUUUUAUAUUUUGUUAGCUUCUUUCCUGGCCUUCACUGGUAAGAUGAAUGUCAAUUUCCCUAGUCUUUCUGAAGUAAGAAGAAGCUGGAGUGAGCUGUUUUGAUUUUGUUGUGUAUUUGCCAUUAAUUUUUAUUUAUUUGUUUGUUCAUUAUUUAUUUUACAUACCAACCAUAGUUUCCCCUCCCACCUCUACUCCCCUUCUCUCCCCCACCUCCUUUCUAACAACACCUCUGACCACUGCAUCCACUCCUCAGAAAAGGUAAGGUCUCCCAUGGGAGUCAACAAAGUAUGGCACAUCAAGUUGAGGCAGGACCAAGCUCCUUCUCCCUGCAUCAAGGCUGAGCAAGGUAUCCCACAAUAGGGUGUAGGUUCCAAAAAGUCAGCUCGUAUGCUGGGGACCCAUGAGAAUGAAAACAUUAGUCUAGAACCUUAGACUACCACCCAAAGGCUAACCUAUUCAAAAAUGACAUAUCUGUUUACUUCCUGGGUGAAAACUAUCUAGAACCAUAGCUGGAGUUUUCUCCAGUCCCGCCUGGGCCACAGCCACUCAGACCCAAAUAAACACACAGAGACGUAUAUUACUUAUAAACUGUAUGGCUGUGGCUCAGGCUUCUUGCUAGCUAGAUCUUACAACUAAAAUUAACCCAUUUUUUAAUCUAUACUUUGCCGCAUGGCUCAUGGCUUACCAGUAUCUUUACAUCAUGCUUCCUCUGUGUCUGGUUGGCAACUCCUGACUCAGCCUUCCUCUUCCCAGAAUUCUCCUCUCUCUUGUCCCGCCUGUACUAUACUUCCUGCCUGCCUACUGGCCAAUCAGCGUUUUAUUUAUCAAUCAAUCAGAGCAACACAUUCACAGCAUAUAGAAAGACAUCCCCAGCCUAGAGCUAGAUUCAGGUCCCUGCUGCAGCUUGUACUAAUGUGAAUCAAGAGCACAUUCAUACAUUGCUUUUCUCAACUGGGUUUGGGGAUUAAAUUACUCACCUCCACGAUAACAGCACAACACAGUGCCUGGUUCAUACCAAAUACACAACAACUCCAGUCACUGAAAAAAUAUGUGGAAUUGGUUUUCAGAAUUUAUUCUAUAUGCAUCAGUUAUUUAGUGGACUAUGGGUAUGGCCACUUAUUUUUCUUGAUUGCUACUUGCUUUCAAAAACCAGAAGAGCUUGUUGUGGUCUCAGAAGUCCUGUGCUUAUGCCUUGGAUUUUAAAAAUCAACAACCAAGGAAGGAGCAUAGAGGAUAUAUACAGAGAUCAUCCACACAGUCGGGGGCCACUGAUUUUAUUAUAAAGUCUAACAUGUUAAACAUUAACAAGUGAUGCUAGAGCAGUGGCUAAGCAAUUGAGUACUUACUGCUCUUCAAGAGAACCCAGGUUCAUUUCUUAGCACCCCCAUCAAGAGGUUCACAGCCAUUUGGAACUGCAGUUUUAGGGAAUUGGUUUCCCUCUUCUGGUCUCUAUGAGCUCCUGCACACAUGUGGUAAAUGUAAAUUCAUUCAGGCAUAGACAUACAUAAAAUUUAAAAAAAAAGAUAAAAUAAAAUGUAACUUUAAAAUAGGUGGGCUAGGGGAGCAGCAAACAUAGACACAACCAACACAAGUGAUGGAAUCUCAAAUGCUGACUUUGAAUCCAUGUGGGAUUCUCCAGUGCUCUCAAAGCUCGGUUUCCCCACACAUGAGACAGGAUACUAAUACGUCUCAAGGUUUAAUAGAGUUAGUGAUGGGAAGAGGUCAGUGACAAGCAUUGCAACUGAAAAACUACACAAACAAUAGAGAAAAAACCAAGGAGACAUAGUUAUAAGACAUACUGAGUAAAAACCUAAUUAACAUUCCUUGAAAUGUUGAAUUUGUCUUCUAUUUCUGCAAGUCUUUGAUGUUUGAAGCUGGAAGCUGGCAAUUGCUUCAUAUUUACAGGAAUGAAAGUAAGAGAAUAAUACAAAGGAUAAUAUUAAAUCAUAAGCAUGUAGUUUAAAAUAAACAGAACAGAUUUUAACACCAGCUCUCCCACUCCAUCCUCCAUCUCUGGAAAUACAUUUUUUAAAAAAAAUCAGAGGAUGAGUUCUUAGAAUAAUUAGAUGAUUCUUUUCCUAACAUUUUCAGUAUAUUGAUAAAAUUACUGUGGAACACAUAACAAUGAAAUGUUAAUUUCAAAGUGCUUAGACUUUACAAUAAUUGUCUAUAAACAGCUUUCUUUUGAUCACAUCACACACCUGGAACAAUAAUGAAACAUUAUUUUAAUAGAGAUAUUUAUAUAGUGUAGACUUCCCAAUAAUUUAUAAUUGUCUAAUGACUAAGAUUUUAAAUUGAUGGCUUUUAAUUGUACAAUUGGAAAGUAAUCAAGAGGACUGAAAUUGAAGUAACAUUAUCUAUUCUUUUAUAAACUUAUUUAUAUUUCUAAAUAACUAGUUCUUUGUCAUGAAAUUUUAAACCUUUAAUUAAUUCUGUGUGGAAAUUUGAUAAAAGAUUAUCAAAUUAUUAAAAUAAUAUUUUUCAAAGUGCAUAAAUAUUAUGGUUCCCCUAAGUAGAAGCAAAUUACAUUUUUAAAAGGAAUUUCACAAAGGAAAUUUAAUAAAAAUAUUUAGAGAUACUUUUAUUGUAAACACUGAAAUUCUACCUGGCAGUUUAUGAACAUCAACAUUGCUAUCUAACUGCAGAAAAUCAGAGGUGAAGUCACGAGAGUGAAAAGAUGCCACAUUCCUAUUAAUCUCAUCUAAUUCUUUACCGUGACAGAUAAUUACAUUUUGAAGAGAUACAUCUUUGGAACAAUUUACUUUGUUAAAUACAGUUGCUAUCAAUGAACUCAUUACUAUGAAGUCUGUUUUUGAAUGCCAGUGUUCCCCCAAAGUAUAUGUCAAAUUAAUAUAAGGAAGGGGUCUAUUUAAAAAUAAAAUGUUUAUGUGAAAUUGGUCAUAUUGUCACAAGCAGCAGAAAAGAACAAAAUAUGAAUAAAUAAAUUGUGUCACUA